Molecule: messenger RNA, 4301 nt
Organism: Fundulus heteroclitus (mummichog)
Lineage: Eukaryota; Metazoa; Chordata; Actinopteri; Cyprinodontiformes; Fundulidae
Product: versican core protein
Exons: 8
Coding region: 248-3460 (1070 amino acids)
Molecular function (GO): calcium ion binding; signaling receptor activity
Source: RefSeq, a predicted model, not a curated record
UCAUAAAACCUCUGUGGAAUAUGAAAUUCCAGUAAUUUACAGUUCUUUCCCGUCAAAAACUCAAUCAGUUCUUACCACAGAGGAGCCUAAAACACAUGCUGGAACUAGUUUAGUUGCUGGCAGAUUAAGACCAAUACUGACAGCAUCCUCAUCUCAUAUUGAAACAUCAAAGGCCUCAUCCCAGCCAUCAAUUGAUCUCACAACACGAUCAUUCACAGAUACUUUCUCUUUUUCUUACACCAAUAAAAUGGUAAUACCUUCAGUGUAUGAGUUAGAAAAUGAUGAUUCUGCUGACGUGGAAAGUCCAGAAGACGACGCAUCUGGGGACAUAGAUGAAACUCCCAUGGAAAUGCAAACAGUGACUCAGCAAUCCUCUCUUAAAUUCCCUUUCCCUGUAAAAAGUACAACCUCAUCAGAUACAAAGUCUAUUGAAUUUACCACAGCAUCUCAGAGGGAUUUUUACAUUGCAACAGAUGAGGCGGAAACAGUUGAGACAGAGGAAGAAUCAUCAAGAUUUGGAUCAGAUUCAAAUCCUUUCAUGAAACCCAAAACAAAAUAUUCUCUCAACAUCGAUGCAGAUGCUACUGCUACUGCUACUGAUACUGAUGAUGCUGCUAAUGCCACAUUUACCCUCUCCCCCUUAAAAUUAUAUUUGGAAUUGGGGACAUCUCCCACUACUGUGACUGAGAAGCCAGCUGAAUUUUCUUUGAGCAGUACUGUUAGCUCAGUUUCAUCAAUGUCCGUGCAUAAGGAAAUGCAUAGUCCAGACCGUGGUUCAGAAACUCCUGACAGUACAUCAACAGGCACAAUGACACAUGAGGUGGGCUUAAAAGAAGAACCCGAUAGCUCAGGAUCGUUCAGUGCUCUUUUUUUAACUAACUCACAAGUAACUGCAGAACCAGUUUCAGCCACCCAUUCUUCCUUUAUGUUAGGAUCUUUAAACUAUCCCCCACUCACUUCAACAUUAUCCCCCUUUGAAGGUGUUUCUACGUUGAGUAAAAAAAUUGGCUUUUUGUCAUUGUCAGCGACUAAAACAACCACAGAGUCCGUACAUUCAAACUCUAAGGAAUUACUGAGUGUACACACAGCCCAAAAUACUGUUUCUGCUGAAACUAAACAAAACAAAUCACUUACUACAUCAUAUAUAUCAGAAACACCUACAAUUCAUGGCAUGAUUGGUAAAAUCCCAUGGCCAUCUAGUGGAAAACUAUUGGAUGAUAAUAAAUCUUCAGCAACUGAAGCUUCAGGUAAACAUGUAUCCUUUGGCCCUACUCCCAAAGACAUUUCAGCUUCAGCUUUACCUGACUAUAUAAUACAAUUCCACACAACUGUUUCCCCUGUAACAACUUCUCAAAAGUCAUAUGAACAAGUGAGAUCAGAGAUAACCAAGAUACAUGGCCCCAAACCAGAUCCUUCCACUGAAGAUUCACAAUCAACAAUUCACCCUAUGUCUGUAAGUCAUGAAAAAAGUGAGGGUGCAGAAUCAAACACUUUUCAUUCUGGUGAUUAUUCUCUGACCAAGGCAGGUUCUGAUUUGGAAAGUAAUGUGACAGUCCUGCCAAAUCUAUCUCCUGAUGCAAAUGUUGGAAUACCACGAUCUCCACAUGGUAGUUUUUACAUUGGCAAUGAUUAUCCAACCCCAGACUAUGAUGCAGAAAACCCUAACUUUGUUGAAUCUGCUCCUCAACACAAUGAAACCCCCAAACUGAACAAUAGUGCUGUGGUUAUUUCCACGCUAUUAGUUUCCAAAGCAUCUACAAAUGAGCCUUUGGAGCCACUAAUGGGCAUUACUGGAGGAGAGAAAACUAUACCACCUGUGAUCUCAGAAGCUCAAAAAGCUCCGACAAUGAGUCCCGUCAAUGUUGUUUCAGUUUCCAGCUCUGAAAAUAGUUCUCAAAGCGUCAACAGCUCAAAGAUCAGCAUGGCAGCAGGUACAGAUAACGUUGAUGGGGAUGAAGCUGAGAACAUCACCACUAAGCUGCUGUUAACCAAAAAUGAUUUGCUGUCUAACUUGAGCACAAUUAAACAAAACGAGACAGCCAGCCAUCAAACUAUGUCAUCCAGUUCUGAUGGUGUAUCAGUAGACCAGAAGAUUACAAAGGGACUAGAGAUUCCCAACAUUAAAAAUAAACCAUUGUUUCCAGAAGAAAUAAAGGUAAAUACAACAUCAACGUCAAAGAUGGAGACUGUUGAUCUUGAAAGCAACUUAGGAAGAACAGUCACUGACAUCAGUAAAGGUGAUACUCAAACUAUCAUGAGUAACCAUGGAAAACUCCCAAUAACAUCUACGACACAAGCACAGAACCAGCUAGAGUUGGUUAGAACUUUAGCUACCCAACAGCCAUCCUUUUCUGAGAAAGAAGAAGAACAGCAAAGUGAAAUAUCAACAUCUUUAUCCCUUAAUGGAAGAGACACAUCAGUAGAAGGACAAGAAACAACCACCUCUGCCCCAAUAAGACUGGACCAGGGCCACACAGUGGUUGGCGAGCCUGUGGACAUUCCUGGAAUUUAUUCUUGUGAAAACAACCCUUGUCUAAAUGGAGGGUCUUGCUUCAAGAGAGGCAGCAUCUAUUCAUGUAACUGUUCUCCUGGUUACACUGGUCAGCAGUGUGAAACAGACAUUGAUGAGUGUCAAUCGAACCCAUGCCAUAAUGGAGGCACAUGUGUCGAUAGUUUGAAUUCCUUCACAUGUGUGUGUCUCCCAAGCUACUCUGGGCUUUACUGUGAGGAAGACACUGAAACUUGCGAGUUUGGUUGGCACAAGUUCCAGGGCCAUUGUUACAAGUUCUUCCCCCAGAGGAAAGGCUGGGACGCCGCAGAGCGAGAGUGCCGCAUACAGGGAGCUCAUCUCACCAGCAUUCUUUCCCAUGAGGAGCAACGAUAUGUCAACCGUCUUGGACAAGACUACCAGUGGGUUGGUCUGAAUGAUAAGAUGUUUGACAACGACUUCCGCUGGACUGAUGGCAGCCCUGUGCAAUAUGAAAACUGGAGACCCAACCAGCCUGAUAGCUUCUUUUCAUCUGGAGAAGACUGUGUAGUGAUGAUUUGGCAUGAGGACGGCCAGUGGAACGACGUCCCUUGCAACUACCACCUAACGUUCACAUGCAAAAAAGGCACAGUGGCCUGUAGCCAGCCCCCUGUGGUUGAAAACGCGCGCACCUUUGGUAGAAAACGAGAGCGGUAUGAAAUCGACUCGCUGGUGAGGUACCAGUGUCGAAGAGGCUUCAUUCAGAGGCAUCUUCCAACCAUCCGCUGCCGUGGCGAUGGACGAUGGGAUACGCCUAAAAUCAGCUGUAUAAACCCAUCGAGCUAUCAAAGGUCCUUCAUGAGGAGACACCAACCCCAUACUCUCUACAGUGUCAAUAAUUUCAGAAAAUGGCAGGAUGAGACCCUGCGGCACCAUUAUCAGCGCUACAGGGGAAGGAGAGACAGAACUGUACAUAAGAGAAGAAAGCAAUGAUUUUGAAGUGAGAUUCAGAAUGCUCGCUCAAUGGUUGUAAGAAAUGAGGACCAGAAAAAAAAGCACAUUUAACAAAGCGCUAAAAGAAGCUCAUCUAGAAAACCAAGAGGAUAACCUGCAAGUUUAUUGCACUGUGGGUGAUGACAGAAUCUUAUGAAGUGCCUUUGAAAUGUUUUUACUUUACGUUUCGUUUCAAGAGAGACUACUACACUCACAGUGAGACAAACUCUUUCAGCUGGCUUCUGGAAACGCAAUGAGUUCUCUUGUUUUAUUUUGUUCUAAGCAGAAGAUUUUUUAUAUUCUUUAUUGGUUGAUGAUAAUUUGAAACAUUCAUCAUUGCUGUCGGAUGCAUCUUUACACCAACUGUGCUAUUUAAAGUCAAUGCAAGUGUUCCAUAUAUACAGAAAGAAUUUUAAAUGAUAAAGCUCAUGUCACAAUUAAAUAAUUUCUUUUCUUUUCCAAUUUAAUGCUGGAAUACAUAGACACAUUUAGAUAUAUAAAUAUAAGUCCUUAUAUUUUAUUGAAAUCCAUUACAUGUGAUCAGUUCUGAUCAGUUCUAACUCUUGCAAAAAGGGCUGAUGAUGAAUACAAUGCAUUAGAGACCGAAAAGGCUUGGAAAGUAUUUGAACACUUUCUCACUGACAAUGACAGCAAAUAGCGCAGUUCUCAGCAGGGAAAACAUUUGUCAAGACAUAUGUAUCUCCUGUGCUUUCAAAUGUUAUUGAGCUCCCUUUUGUAUGAUCCAUUUUUGAAAGAUUCCUCACUAAGUACUUAUUGAUGAAACAUUAAAACACAGAUAGAGACUGAUGUCUUGUUCCAAAAUAUAAAACAAACAAACAAA